AUGGUGGACAGAAAUAUGAAACAGGAACGAGCCAGAGUCUUUGGAAAUCAACGACAGGUAGUAGAGGAGGAGUCAGAGUGUGAAGAAGAAGACGCGUUCACACCCCUCCAGGUCGCGGCUUCAGAGGGCAAUCUCAAUCUCGUUUCAGAGCUACUGAAGCAAGACGUUGAUCCCAACGAGCGACCCAGAGGGUGGUAUGGCAAAACCGCUCUCCAAGCAGCUGCUUUAUACGGACAUUUCGCAGUUGUAGACGCACUGAUUGCCGGCGGCGCGGACAUAGACGCCCCAGGUGGUAAUAAUGGCGGAAGAAAUGCACUGGUCCUCGCUGCUGCUUCAGGCCACCUCCAGAUUGUAGAGCGACUGAUUGCAGCAGGCGCAGACGUCACACUACCAGCUACUCGCUAUAGAGGACGAACAUCCCUCCAAGCUGCUGCCGAAGGAGGAAAUUUGCCGAUCGUUGAGAGGCUGCUAGAUGAAGGAACUGAGGUCAACGCGGCGCCUGCUCACAACUACGGCCGGACAGCACUUCAAGCAGCAGUGGAACAGCAACAUAUGAGCAUCGUAGAGCUGCUUCUCGAGAGAGGAGCGGAAGUCAACCAGUCUAUCAGGAGGUAUAAGGGAAUGACGGCUCUGCAAGCAGCUGCGUCGGUAGGCAAUUUGGAUCUGAUUAAGCUGCUUAUCGAUCACGGCGCCGCUGUGAAUGCGAUGGGAAGUUACUAUGAUGGCUAUACGGCGUUAUCUGCGGCUGCUGGAGCUGGACAUCUCGAUGCGGUCAAGGUAUUGCUGGAGAACGGUGCGGAUAUUACUGCGACGUCUGGAAAUAAACAUUUGACGGCCAUGCAAUGCGCAAGGUUGAAGGGACAGAAGGAGGUGAUCAAGUUGCUAACAGAAGCGCAGCAAUUAAGGGAUAUCCGAAAGAAGAAUGAUCACUCGUGA
This is a messenger RNA of Glarea lozoyensis ATCC 20868, 936 nucleotides long. Its product is annotated as Ankyrin repeat-containing protein. The record is from RefSeq and is a predicted model, not a curated record. Bases 1 to 936 code for a protein of 311 amino acids. The transcript has a single exon. Lineage: Eukaryota; Fungi; Ascomycota; Leotiomycetes; Helotiales; Helotiaceae. Gene Ontology annotation, molecular function: protein binding.